Messenger RNA from Agrilus planipennis (emerald ash borer), 1675 nucleotides. Its product is annotated as zinc transporter 2. The record is from RefSeq and is a predicted model, not a curated record. Gene Ontology annotation, biological process: response to zinc ion; zinc ion transmembrane transport. Bases 192 to 1457 code for a protein of 421 amino acids. Gene Ontology annotation, cellular component: plasma membrane. Gene Ontology annotation, molecular function: zinc ion transmembrane transporter activity. The transcript has 6 exons. NCBI's taxonomy places the organism in Eukaryota, Metazoa, Arthropoda, Insecta, Coleoptera, Buprestidae.
AACCUAUAAUAAUUCUGUAUAGUUAAUCAAUAUCUAUGUGGUGGUAAUAUAUAAAAAUUUAAAUGUUUUCUGCCAAGUUUUUCUUAUAUAAUAAAAUCUGGUAACAUUUAUAUAAAUAUGCGAACCGCUUCAAUGAUUCGUUGCAUUCACGGUAAUUAAAAAAUUAGGCCAGUAAAUUUUAGAAUCGUAAAAUGAAAUACGUUUGCGAUCAUGAUAAUAGCGAGAGUGAGGACGAAAAAUUUUUACUUGACGACAAUAACACUGAAAAACAUACACACUGUAAACGUUGUGAUAUUAAGAAUGGUUUCUUAAAUUGCAAAAUACAAGAUAAACCUCUCAGCUGGUUAGCAAACAGUAAUGGCAACAUGAAAAACCAUUAUGUGCCUGUGACUAAUUUAAUUGAUAGAGAAGAUAACAAUGAAAGCGGUUUCAGAAGUCUCAACAUGCCUUUACUAUUGAAUGGAAAUUUAGAAGACAGAAAUGAUGAUCAAACAGAGUACCACUGUCAUUCUAAUUCAACCACUUAUAAUAACUCUGGUGCAUGGAAAAAACUUAUAAUUGUAUCUAUAAUAUGCAUCAUACUAAUGAUAACAGAACUAACUGGUGGAUGUAUAGCUGGAAGUUUAGCAGUUAUGACUGAUGCUGCUCAUUUACUUACUGAUCUCAUUGGCUUUUGUAUAUCAAUUAUAUCAUUGUGGCUUAGCAACAGAGUACCUAACAAAACUAUGACCUUUGGUUAUUCUCGGACUGAAGUAAUUGGAGCCUUUUUAAGUGUUUUAACAGUGUGGUUACUUGCUGGAGUAUUUUGUUACUUGGCUUUACAUAGACUGUUUCGAAGAGAAUUUGAUAUUGAUGCCGAUACCAUGCUUAUAGUAGCUUCAAUUGGAGUUGUGAUCAAUGUUGUGAUGGCUUCGGUUCUUCAUGGAUUUUGCCACGGUCAUGGUCACACUCAUGGACCUAUUAUAUCGAACACUAAAGAAAAUAUAAAUGUGAGAGCUGCUGCAGCUCAUGUGAUUGGUGAUCUUUGUCAAAGUUUGGGAGUUUUUUUAGCCGCGAUUAUUAUAAAGGUGUACCCUGAAGCUCAAGCGGCCGACCCAAUUUGCACCUUAUUAUUUUCAGUUGUAGCUAUAUAUGCCACCUUUAAAAUUGCUCGGGAUGUAGGAAAAAUUCUAUUAGAAGCGAGUCCCGAAGAUGUGGGAAACUUAAUGCAGUUGCUGAAGAACAUUCCCGGGGUUAAGCAUGUUCACGAAAUGCAUGUGUGGUCCUUAGCUCCAGGAAGAGAAGUUCUAAAUGUACAUUUGGCUGUGGACAAAAAUUGUGAUAGAGACGUAAUCCUUGAACAAGCUGGAAAUCUUAUCAACAUAAAAACGAGUAUUAUUAGUUCAUCUAUACAAAUUGAAAAAUAUAAUCCUGAUGUUAUCAGCAAUUGUAAUCAGUGUCAGAUUUUAGCAAGUUAACGAAAACUACAGUAUGGACAGAAUUUAUAUGUAUAUCUUUUUACGUUCCAUUUCUCAUUGAUUAGUUAGAGUGUUAGAGAUUUGUUUUAACCCUGUCGGUGUUGUAUUUUCGAUUCAAAAUAGUUAAUUACAUUUUUAUUUAAUGUAUUUUUUGGAGAAUGUCCAGAAAAUGGUGUUUGUUAAAGUUAUUAUUUUAAAUUCUUUUUCACGUUCCGUGA